CGAACAAAAUUCGGCUGUCAUUGCGGAUUCACAAUUGCUUACACCAUGUUCCGUUAGUGGCGCUAGCGACGUGCGAUAAUCUUUGUGUAAAAAAAACUACGUUUCUUCAUUUUCUACCAACAAAAAGUCCAUCAAUAUCCCUGUGAUUGGUGCAAAAAGGCCCUGAGACAAGAGAUCCACCUGUACUGAGUGACUAUCACCACGAAUCCAGCAUCAUUGACCUGUUUGGGAGCUGAAAAAGGUCAUCUGACGUAGGCAAGACAAGAAGUGCAGAAAGAUGGCAACAACACCUCGAGGUGGAGGAGCAACAGCUCAGCGACCAAAUGGAGCCACUCAGGGCAAAAUAUGCCAGUUUAAGUUGGUUUUGCUGGGCGAAUCGGCUGUGGGGAAGUCCUCGCUGGUGCUGCGUUUUGUCAAAGGACAAUUCCAUGAGUACCAGGAGAGCACAAUUGGUGCGGCAUUUCUUACACAAACCGUCUGCAUCGAUGAGACGACUGUGAAAUUCGAAAUCUGGGAUACUGCUGGUCAGGAAAGAUAUCACAGUUUAGCGCCCAUGUAUUAUCGCGGUGCCCAAGCGGCAAUUGUAGUUUAUGACAUUCAGAACCAGGACAGUUUUCAGCGGGCGAAGACUUGGGUUAAGGAACUACAGCGACAGGCGGCACCAAAUAUCGUAAUAGCUUUGGCUGGAAACAAGGCCGAUCUAUCUAACAGUCGAGUGGUUGAGUAUGAAGAGGCGAAACAGUAUGCUGAAGAAAAUGGGUUACUCUUCAUGGAGACAUCCGCCAAAACGGCGAUGAAUGUUAAUGAUAUAUUUUUGGCAAUUGCCAAAAAACUCCCCAAAAAUGAAGGAGCUGGCCCACAAGCUGGUGGCCAAGGACGGAGAUUAGAACAAAAUGAACAAAGCAGACAGUCGUCUAACUGCUGCAAGUGAUGUCAUUUUGCAGAUAUUAUGGAGGACAGAAUUUUGGGUAUUUUAAAAACUACACACGAACAACAGCAGCAGCUAAUGAAUCUACAACAACUUCAGAAAAAAAUUCUUAUAGUGUGUUUGGGGUGGGAAGGAAAGACAAAGUUAAUGAAGAUUCAAUAAGAGAUAAUAAUAUAUUUAAAAAAAAAUGGGGAAAAAUUGCAAUUCCGUGGACGUGAUGAUAAGUGAAAAAAAUAUACAAUCGAAGCAAGAAACUUUUUCUAAUUGGAGAAAAAGACAAAGAAAAUAGAAAUAUAAUUGCUGUGGGAAAGAUUUAUUUUGUAGAUUAUUGUGACAUCCAAUGUAAGAUUCCUUUUUUUUUUGGGAAUAUUUAUUGAGUAUAUACAGAAAAGUUGAUUGAGCUUUCAUAUUUUGCAUAUGACAAUUUUCUGCAAUAGAACGUUUUUUUUUUCUUAUUUGAAAAUGUAUUUUUUUUUAAAAAAUUUAUUUACAAAUUGGACAGCAAGUUAUAUUUCAAAGCCACGGAUUCUCUUUUUUUGGAAUCAUUAACAAUGAAUACAAUCACGUUUAUAAAGGAUUAAAAGGAUGUUCUGAUGGAUUUUUUUAAUCCUUCUGUUAUGAUGUUGCAAAGAAAGGAGUUGAUGAGAAAAUUGUGUCUGUUUUUAAUGUACUCAGAAAAAAAAGUAUAUUAUAUAAAGUAUAAUUUUGUAAAAUAUCCCCUUUAAAAGAAAAGAAAAAAAAAGAAUAUCUGUGGAUUUUUUUUUGUAUUUUUUCUAUCCAGAAAAAAAUCAAGGAUAACACCAUUAAAUUAGCAUAAAACAUAUAAAUCAUACAUUGAGACACAUUCCAACAUUAUGCUGUUGCUGUUUGCAGUUGAAAUUUUACUGAAAGUAAUGAAGAUAGUAAAGAGAAAAAAAUCAUAAGAAAAAAAUAUAAUUAAAAAAAAUGUAAAUGUGAAAAUGAUUGAGAUAAAACUUAUAUAGAUUCUUUUCCGGGAACUUUCACACACAAACACAAAAUAGACACGUAUCCAUUUAAAAUGAUAAAAAAAAUUCAAACACUCAUAAUGAUUACACAUUAUUACCUUGUUUUCUUUUCUGUCUCUUCUUUAUUGUUUCUUUCAAUUGUGACAAAAAAAAUAAAUAAGAAACAAAAUUUGUCGCAAUUUGCGAUGAAUUUUUGGAUGAGAAAUAAAUCCAUCUGCAAUCGUGUACUGAGUGGUUUUCUUGACAAAAAGAAAGAAAAAUAAAACAACAGCAAAAUAGGUGAAAAAACUUAUCGAAUUAUGAGGCAACAUAACACGGAUGAUACCCUAAAAAAUCAAGAAAUUUUUCACAAAAAGUGAAUUUAAAAAGAAAAAUGAAUGAAACGCCAGAGUGAUACUGAAUGAUUAAUUUAGAAGUACGGCAAAGUGCCCAUGCCUCGUACGAUCCUAUCCUUCGUAAUGAUAAAAAAUUUUCUGUUUAUCAAUAAAUGUGACAUCGCACCAAUAUUUUAAAAACUAGGAGAAAAUGCUUAGUUUUUAAAAUAUGCGGAGUCACAUUUAUUGAGAAACAUUGAAAAAAUUUAGUCAUUACGAAGCUUGGGAUCAUACGAAGCAUGGGCACUUUCUACUAAAAUAAAAAAAUAAAAAAAAAACAGAGAAGAUUAAAGAAAUUAAAAAAAAUAUAUAUAAAGUGUAAUAACUAAAAGUGAAAAAAGAAGUAAUGUAAUUGCAUAUAUUAUUCUUACUACCAAUUUACUAUUUUAUUGAGUAGGGGAUGGUUGAUGAAAAAAGAUAAAAAAAAGGAUAGAGUAAUGGAGAUUCUUAAGCAUAUUGCUGAAAAAAAAAAGAAAAUUUAUUCAUCUGUCGGAGAUUAAAAAUGACAAUUGGAUGGAUUGUGAAAGUAUUCGAUCAAUAAAUGUGAAGACAAGACAAAAAAAAAUACACAAAAAGCUAAAAAAAAAAAUCUUUUUAAUAAAAGAAAAAAUGAAUUAGAAAAUAAAUUUUAUAUAUAAAAGAAAUCUUUAAGAAAAGAAAGAUAAAAAGAAAUAUUCCUACUUUUAAAAGAAUAUUGCAAAAAAGAGAAAUGCAUUAAAUGUAAUAAUUUAGAAAGAAAAUUAAUAAUCCAGAGAUUUUUGUGUUAAAAAUGUCGCUUUUUGGUGUUUUAUCAUUUGUUUUUUCUUUUGUAAAAAAAAAAUAAUCUAAGACUUGGAGAAUUUUCUCCAUUUACACUUGUUAUAAUUUUUUAUCAUUUUUAUUUAGAUUCUUUUUCUUUCUUAAUUUUUUUUUUAGCAAAUUGCAGAAGAACAUCUUGUGGCUAAAGUAGUUGGAUAGAGCAAUCUGUAUCCAACUACUUUAGGCGCUUUGUUGGUUUUCUGAAAUUAACCCAAGUGAAAUAUUACAUUUUUAAAAAUUCCACUUCAUUUUUCCUUUCAUUUUUCAGAAGAAAAACCUUUCAAACUCCAACACUUCACCAUUUUUUAAGCUCUGAUUUUUGGGAGAGGUAUUACGGGAUUUUAGGUAAGCUCCGCCCAUAUUUUUAGACCACGCCCAUUACCGGUUUAUUAUUAAUUAAGAUUGGCAAUUCAUUUAGGUUUCCAUGCAAUUAAAUAUUUAAUGAUAAUAAAAUAUACUUAAUUAGGGUAAGUGUGCCAAAUUUCGAUAUAGUUGCACGCAACCGCCAAAUUCUCAAAAUUGAAAUGUAAUAUUUUUAAUAGAAUUUGAAUUUUUUGUUACUUUUUAUUAAAGAGUGUUUCUUGGAACCUUGUAGACAGUUUAUCGUCUUUAUUUUCUCUAAAUUCAUUCUUAAUCAUUUUUAAAGGGAAUAAAAAUAUGUAAACAUAACAUUGGUGCCCUAUUUCGGCCACCUUCAUUCUCAUAGUUCCGUACCCUCCCGGAAUUCUUUCAAUGUCUUUUUCAGAUCAUCUUGCUCGUCGAAGCGACAUUUUUUUGCUAUUUUUCCAUUGUAUAUUCUCUAGAGUAUGCAAAAACUAAAAAAUCAUGGAUAUUCGAAGAACAAAAAAAAUGUGGCCGAAAUUGCAAGCUGGCCGGAAUUUGGCACACUUACCCUACAUGUGAAAAAUUCUAAAAUACUAAAUUUACCCUGUAAAAAAAUUAAUAAUUGGAAUUACAUUAAUAAACAUACUCAAAUUGAUCGUGAUUACAAAUUGAAUUAAAAUUUGAAUUGUUAAGGGGGAAGUUAGGCACCUUUGAAUUGGGGCAGCUUUGAAAAUGGGAUUUCUUCCCAUUUUUAAAUCGAAUUGACCCUUAUAAUGUAAUUUAGCUUCGCAUUUUCUUUGUUGAGCUAAAUUAUGUCAUAAUAAGGUCCAGUUUGAUUUAAAAGGAGAAAAAAGCGCAAUAUUUUUCACAUUUUUCCGUACAAUUUAUUUCACUUUGGUCUUUGCAAUUCAACAUGUUACAAUGCGUCCGUCUCCGUCUUAGUUCUCCAUCCGACUUCUGGUAUUAAACAGUGGUAUUAAACAUUAAGUGGCACUGAAACAGUGCUACUUAACGCUUGUUUUUGGACUUAUGAAAAUCUUUUUUACUUCUUCUAAAUCCAUAUAAUUAUUCACUGUUUCAUUCAAAAACAUAAUAUAAAAAAAAUUAUGAAAAAUAUUAAAGAAAAAUUAAAAAAUAAUGAUUAUACCGAAAUAAGUCAGCAUGCGCUAACUGGGUCGCUUUUUCGCUAAUUCACUUUUAAUAAUACCUUUGGAUUUAAAAUACUUUUUCACAAGGAAAAAACAAUAAAUGUUUUCAAUCAACCAGCUGUCAUUAGCGAAAAUAUCACUGCUAGAAAAUUUUUAAUGAAAAACCCAGCUGGUACAAGAUUGAAAUGAGUCGAUUACACUCACUUAUUUAAUGAAUAAAAAUAUUAUUUUUGCAUUUUCUCAAAGUUGAAUAGUUAUAUUAUGUUACUGUAGUGACUAUAUUACGGAAAUAAAAAUAAAAAUAUUAUUCUAAAAGUGGAUUAGUCAUAAACGAUCCAGAUAGCGAAGCGCCCGGAUUAGCACACUUGACUAUAUUUCUAUCUGUAUUUUAUUUUCUGCAACUUUGAAACUUAAUGUAAGUUUAUUUUAGAGCUACAGAAAAAAUUAAAGGCAAUUAUUAUAAUUAUGGGCGGGACUUAAAAAACCGCACUGAUAAAAAUAAACCGCAUAGGGUGGCGGCAUUACUUUUGGCCUGUCUUUACUUAUGGUCUCGUCGCAGUUUUUGUCAGAAAAUGAUUCUGAAAACCAAGAAAAUGUGACAUGCUAUAACAACACAUUGAAUAUUUGAAUAUUAAUUUUGAGAUUUUUCGAAAUCAUUUUUUGUGACAUUGUAAAGUUUUUUUCGAGGAGGCCAUAAGUAAAGACAGAGACCCCAAGUAAUGCUGCUACCCUAUUCUAUAAAGAAGACAAAAAAUAUUCAGUUUCUCGGACGUAUUGAGCAAAAUAAGAAUUAACAGGUGUUAAGCCUCUUCUAAAUUACCACGCCUAAAUGUUGAUGACAAAUCAUACGACAAUCAAAUGCUAAUUGAUUUUUUUUCUUGGUUUAUGAUUCUAAUUUCAUUCCAUUUUCCGUGAGAGUAUUAUGGCCAACGCACAAUAAUUAUUGUUUUUUUUUUAACAUAUUUUCGACAUUUCAAUGAGAGGGAGUGAGAUUUAAAUCUAGUCAUUUCGCUCACUCUCAUAGGAAACUUUGAAAACAUAUUUACAAACAAAAGUUAUUGUGCGCUGGACAUUAUACAUAUUACUGUGCAGUUAAUUGUUUUCAGAUAAUGUGCUAAAUAUUCCAUUAAAAAAUUACAUGGAAUUUCUAUAGGGGCGUGGUUUAUAUUUUAUGUUAAGGAUUAAAGUUAUGGAAUAUUUUUUUCUUUAUAUUGUAUUGAAAUAAUUUAUCGAGUAUUCUUUACAUUAAUAAACAUACUCAAAUUGAUCGUGAUUACAAAAUGGGCGUGACCAAAAAAAUGUUCCUGGGCGGGGCUUAUUUAAGAACUUCAGUACUGUCUCGAUGUAAAGUAUGCAAUUGCAAAAAAAAAACUGUGGUAGUGUUGUGAUGCCAUCAUUAUUUUUGGUUUUAUUCUGAAUUUUAUUCUUGCACACUGAUUUUAUGCAUUUUUAGUACACUCAAUUUUCUUUCAACCAAGAAGAUAAAAGAAAAUAAUUUGUAAGUAAUAUUGCAAUUUUUGUCACAUCAAUCACUUUCACUCAAGAUUGGAGUGUGCUAUUUUGGAGAGAAUGAUAAAUAGAAUGUUUGAAACAAAAUUGUUAAUUAUUCGAGUAUAAAAAGGAAUUCAGAGAUAAAGAAAAUAUGGGGCUUAUAUUGUUGUCUAACACGAAAAAAAGGGAUCGACGAAAAUGAGACUAGAAAUACAAAAAAAAGAAACAAAUUUCAUUUAUUUUACAAGAAAGAAUUAUCCUCAUCUGAAAAAUAAAUCAUGAUAUCAAACUAUGUAAAAAAAUAUUAAGUUAAAUGUGGACGAGGAGAAAUCAAUCUGUAAAUUUUCAAAAAAAUAUUUACUUUAGUAAAAAAAAAGAAAUAAAGUGAAGAGAAGCAUUAAAUCAUUCAAUAAUGUUCUUAUAAUUUUUCUAGGGUCAAAUAACAGUAAAUUUUAUUAUAAAAAAAAACAAAUAAAGCAAAGACCGAAAAGUUUUUAAGAAAAAAAGAUUAAAGAAAAACCGUAAAUAUUCAAGUAAAUGAAUAUAAGUAAUAAUUGGGACGGAUACUAAAGUUUAGAAUUGGAAUAAAAUUAUUCACUCUUUACACGCAAGAAAAAAAAAAAAAAACAAAAACCAACCCAUUUAAAAAAUACUAUUAUUAUAAUUAUUAUUACAUGAAAAAAGUGCAGAGGAAAUAUUAUGUAAUUAAUAUGAUUUUAGAUAAAGAAUAAAAGAAAAUAAUUGUA
Molecule: messenger RNA, 6795 nt
Organism: Phlebotomus papatasi
Lineage: Eukaryota; Metazoa; Arthropoda; Insecta; Diptera; Psychodidae
Gene: Rab5
Product: ras-related protein Rab-5B
Exons: 6
Coding region: 278-931 (217 amino acids)
Molecular function (GO): GTPase activity; GTP binding
Source: RefSeq, a predicted model, not a curated record